AUGUUUAUAAGAUUUACAGACUGUAGGGGCUAUAUACAUUCCAAUCCACCAUCGGGACUGUUUGUGUCACGAAACUAUCAUGAUUGGCAUUUGUCAAAUGCAUUGCCGCGUGAAACCAACCAAAAUGUUGUUGGAUGGAGCACACGAAAUAGCACACGUUAUCCAUCCAGGCGCCAACUGCUUUCAAUUAACGAUAGUGUCGCCACAGAACGCUUUUACGAGGACUCAAUAUUUGUGGAGCUCGCAAUCUCCGCAUAUGGUGAAGAUGGCGUCAGCAAGUUGGAGAAAAAAGACGGAAGCGAUACGGUGUACAUUAGGCAAAGCAACCAAUGUGAGGAUACCAGGAGCGUUUGUAAUAUUGGUAAAAUACAGCCACAUGCGAUAACGUUAGAUCAGGAUGUGCGUUACUAUGAAGGAAUGGGCAAUAAAGGAAGACGGUGCAAUUCUAUUGACACAGUAAGCAGUGCGUGUAACACAGAAUUGUGUAACAAUAUCAGAGAUAAUGGAGCCAACUUCACACAGAAUGGUCAGAUAAUGAAUACUUUAGAAGCAAAUGUAAUGAGAGGCGCCGAUAUAGUUGAAAAUACGAUGCAUAAUCCAUGCAACGAGACGUCGGAGAAAAUAGAUUUGGGGAAUGGUCAAUCUUUAGAACAAGAGGUAAUACAUAUUGAUCCCAUCAAUUUUCAAUUAUCGACCAUUACUAUGAAAAAUAGAACGAUUAAAACCCCUGUAAGAACUUAUGAUUAUCUAAGCAAGUUGUAUCACGAAAGAUUCACGGCAGAAGAUGCACAAACAACCAUGAGAUCAUGGCUAAACGAAAAUCAAUCAUCCCAAACAACAAAGAUGCUAGAUAGAGAAUUAGAAAAAAAUGGCGCGCCGGUAUUCAUACAAACCCGUGAUAAUUUACAACCUAACCAUCCAAGACAACGAGAUGAACAUUACCCUCAAAUUCAAAAUAGAACGGCAACAGCACCAAUUCAUCAGUCACCUGCAGAGCAUAUGCAACAUCCAACUACACACAACAGACCUAGAAAGGUAGAAAUGAAUAUACAACACCACAAGCCACAAGAUAUAAAUGCACAGCGUAUAUAUCAAAGCCAAACACCACAUCAACCAACCCCUACAGGGCAUAAACCAGGUGGUCACCUAGGAACUGGGCCAGUACCACACACGCAACCAACUCCUACAGGUCAUCAACCGGCUGGUCGCCCAGGAACUGCCGCGGUACAACCACAUCAACCCACCAACACAGGUCAUCAACCGGCUGGUCGCCCAGGAACUGCCGCGGGUCAAAGGCCGGGGGAAGCACACGUGCCAUUAGUGGAAAGGGGUGCGGCAUCUACAUCAACUCCUCCUACAACUGCUGAUGUGUAUAUUAGUCCAGAAUCGGGGCCGCUUGGUAAAACUGCCAACAUUGUUGUUUCACCUAAAGCGGGGCCGCCUCCUGCGCAAAUCAACCUCAAGUAUGACGCAAGUAAAGGACCACCACCUAAGGAGUUGAUUAUCCGAUAUGACGAAUCCGCAGGUCCCCAUGCAUCUCAGGCACCAAGCGGAUCUCAGCUACCACCACAUCAACAAACCCCUACUGGCCAUCAACCGGCUGGUCGCCCAGGAACUGCCGCGGUACAACCCAAUCAACCAACUCCUACAGGUCAUCAACCGGGUGGGCAAUCAGGAACUGCCGCGGUACCACCACAUCAACCCACCAACACAGGUCAUCAACCGGCUGGUCGCCCAGGAACUGCCGCGGUACAACCCAAUCAACCAACCCUUACAGGCCAUCAACCAGGUGGGCAACCAGGAACUGGGCCAGUACCACACACGCAACCAACUCCUACAGGUCAUCAACCGGGUGGGCAAUCAGGAACUGCCGCGGUACCACCACAUCAACCCACCAACACAGGUCAUCAACCGGCUGGUCGCCCAGGAACUGCCGCGGGUCAAAGGCCGGGGGAAGCACACGUGCCAUUAGUGGAAAGGGGUGCGGCAUCUACAUCAACUCCUCCUACAACUGCUGAUGUGUAUAUUAGUCCAGAAUCGGGGCCGCUUGGUAAAACUGCCAACAUUGUUGUUUCACCUAAAGCGGGGCCGCCUCCUGCGCAAAUCAACCUCAAGUAUGACGCAAGUAAAGGACCACCACCUAAGGAGUUGAUUAUCCGAUAUGACGAAUCCGCAGGUCCCCAUGCAUCUCAGGCACCAAGCGGAUCUCAGCUACCACCACAUCAACAAACCCCUACUGGCCAUCAACCGGCUGGUCGCCCAGGAACUGCCGCGGUACAACCCAAUCAACCAACCCUUACAGGCCAUCAACCAGGUGGGCAACCAGGAACUGGGCCAGUACCACACACGCAACCAACCCCUACAGGGCAUCAACCAGGUGGGCAACCAGGAACUGGGCCAGUACCACACACGCAACCAACCCCUACAGGUCAUCAACCGGGUGGGCAAUCAGGAACUGGGCCAGUACCACACACGCAACCAACCCCUACAGGGCAUCAACCGGGUGGUCACCCAGGAACUGGGCCAGUACCACACACGCAACCAACCCCUACAGGGCAUCAACCAGGUGGGCAAUCAGGAACUGCCGCGGUACCACCACAUCAACCCACCAACACAGGUCAUCAACCAGGUGGUCACCUAGGAACUGGGCCAGUACCACACACGCAACCAACCCCUACAGGGCAUCAACCAGGUGGUCACCUAGGAACUGGAGCGGGUCAAAGGCCGGGGGAAGCACACGUGCCAUUAGUGGAAAGGGGUGCGGCAUCUACAUCAACUCCUCCUACAACUGCUGAUGUGUAUAUUAGUCCAGAAUCGGGGCCGCUUGGUAAAACUGCCAACAUUGUUGUUUCACCUAAAGCGGGGCCGCCUCCUGCGCAAAUCAACCUCAAGUAUGACGCAAGUAAAGGACCACCACCUAAGGAGUUGAUUAUCCGAUAUGACGAAUCCGCAGGUCCCCAUGCAUCUCAGGCACCAAGCGGAUCUCAGCUACCACCACAUCAACAAACCCCUACUGGCCAUCAACCGGCUGGUCGCCCAGGAACUGCCGCGGUACAACCCAAUCAACCAACCCCUACAGGGCAUCAACCAGGUGGGCAACCAACUCCUACAGGUCAUCAACCGGGUGGGCAAUCAGGAACUGCCGCGGUACCACCACAUCAACCCACCAACACAGGUCAUCAACCGGCUGGUCGCCCAGGAACUGCCGCGGGUCAAAGGCCGGGGGAAGCACACGUGCCAUUAGUGGAAAGGGGUGCGGCAUCUACAUCAACUCCUCCUACAACUGCUGAUGUGUAUAUUAGUCCAGAAUCGGGGCCGCUUGGUAAAACUGCCAACAUUGUUGUUUCACCUAAAGCGGGGCCGCCUCCUGCGCAAAUCAACCUCAAGUAUGACGCAAGUAAAGGACCACCACCUAAGGAGUUGAUUAUCCGAUAUGACGAAUCCGCAGGUCCCCAUGCAUCUCAGGCACCAAGCGGAUCUCAGCUACCACCACAUCAACAAACCCCUACUGGCCAUCAACCGGCUGGUCGCCCAGGAACUGCCGCGGUACAACCCAAUCAACCAACCCCUACAGGGCAUCAACCAGGUGGGCAACCAGGAACUGGGCCAGUACCACACACGCAACCAACCCCUACAGGGCAUCAACCGGGUGGUCACCCAGGAACUGGGCCAGUACCACACACGCAACCAACCCCUACAGGGCAUCAACCAGGUGGGCAAUCAGGAACUGCCGCGGUACAACCCAAUCAACCAACCCUUACAGGCCAUCAACCCAAUGGUCACCCAGGAACUGGGCCAGUACAACCCAAUCAACCAACCCUUACAGGCCAUCAACCCAAUGGUCACCCAGGAACUGGGCCAGUACCACACACGCAACCAACCCCUACAGGGCAUCAACCCAAUGGUCACCCAGGAACUGUGCCAGUACCACACACGCAACCCACCAACACAGGUCAUCAACCAGGUGGGCAACCGGGAACUGCCGCGGUACAACCCAAUCAACCAACCCUUACAGGCCAUCAACCGGCUGGUCACCCAGGAACUGCCGCGGUACCACCCAUGCAACCAACUCCUACAGGGCAUCAACCCAAUGGUCACCCAGGAACUGGAGCAAGUGAUAGGCAAACAACAAAUCAUUAUGCGGAUGAUUUAGUUACAGAAAAAAAUGUGGAGCCAAUUUUCACAACUACAAAUGUGGUAGACUCAAGUAAAGGUUACGUAAAUUUGAGACAUGUGGAUGCUAUAAAAAGUGCUAGUGCUACAGAAUAUGAGUCAUUACCAUAUAGGGAGGAAUGGAUUACAGAAUCUGAGGAUGACGAUGAAUUCUCCAGGCAUGGCAUUUCAAAUGGUAUUAAGGUGGCUGGAGGAGUAUUUGGCGUUUGUCUUCUGAUUGCUGUCGGAUCGACUGCAUAUUAUAGAUAUACUUCAAAAUGA
This is a messenger RNA of Babesia bigemina, 4434 nucleotides long. RefSeq lists its product as hypothetical. The coding region runs from base 1 to 4434 and encodes 1477 amino acids. The transcript has a single exon. Lineage: Eukaryota; Apicomplexa; Aconoidasida; Piroplasmida; Babesiidae. The record is from RefSeq and is a predicted model, not a curated record.